CAUGAUUUAAAUUCCUUAUGCUAAGCAUCACUAAUCAUAAAUAUAAUUAGCUGAAAGCCAAAUCACAAAUCUUGAUAAAAACAUCAUUAAAGUGUUGCAAUUAUUCUCUAUAAUUGGAUAGUUGGAAAUGGAUAUAGAAAAUAUUAGUAAUACAUAAUAUUAAAGAAAGGACUUGAAUUAUCAGAGAAUUCUCACUUUUACCCUGAAGCCUUAUUUUAAUAUUUAAAAUUAUACCUAUAACCAAUAAAGUCAGAACCUAUGCAAGAAAAAUAAUAAUUUUUUAAUUUUACUGUAUUUAUGAAAACAUAAAUAGGAUCUCAAAAUAUAAGCUCCAUUAGUAAUAAAUAUAAUAAAUAGUGCAAAGGAUGGGAUAAUAAAAUUUGAAAAUAUCAUAGAAUUUAUGAAGGAUAAUAAUUAAGUAUCUCCUAGUGUAGAUAGUCUUAGGGCAAUAGAGAGAAUAUUUCACAUAAAUUAAUUUGGUUUUUAAAAGGAUAAUGUUUUAGACACAUUUAAUAAUGAAUAUCCAUUGCCUUAGGAUGUAAUUCCAAUUUCCUAAAUUCCAUUAAAUUAAAUUUAAGGUACAUCUAAAGUACCAUUACAAUAAAAAGAAAGUAUUGAAAAAGUGAAUUCUGGAGAUGGAUUUAAUUAUGCAACAUUUCAAAAGAUGUUACUUUCAAAAUCAAUACCUUAAGCAAGUUAAAAGGCAUAAAAAAGGAAAUUAAUUUAUGAAACUAAUUAAAGAUAACAUGUAGAUAAUAGUAUUUUAAAGUUAUUUAUAAAUCUAUUCUAAAAUGAGAUAAUAUUAAUUGAAAAAUCUGAAUAAAUUAGAUUAGUAUUAAAUACCGAUUGUUCAUAUAAUCAUGUUACAAUGUUUAAUAUUUUUGAUUCAUAAGGAAAUGGUGAGAUUGAAUAUCGUUUUAUAGAAUAAUUGAUGAAUAAAGCAUAAAUACCAUUUAAACCAUUUCAUUUUAAAUCUUUAAUUAGAAGAGCUAAUAUUUUAUCUAAAAAUGCAUCAGUAUCUGAAACUUUGAAUUUUGAAGGUUAUCGACUCAUAGCAACAGUUUAAUGUCCUUAUUUCAAAAUACCAAAACAAGAGGAUGAAAAAACUUAACCAUAACAUUAAUAUUCCAGAAUAUUAGGAGCAGAAGUUAAUGGAUAAAAUUCAUAAUAAUUAUCUAUUUCUCGAAUUCCAGAGAAAAUAAGAAAUAAUUCUCAAAAUUAUAGAUCAACUCCUUUAUUAUCGACAUAUAAUAGUAGUAGUCCAUAUGUUAAUGAGACUUUGAAAAAGUAAAGUAAAAUAACAAUUAAUAAUAACAAUUAAAAUGAUGCAAUUUAUCAAGAUAAUGUAAGAAUUAUAUAAAUAUUUAGAUUGUAUAUGGAACAAAAAAAGAAUGGGAUGAAUUACAACAUUCUUUAUGUUAGAAUAAUUUGAUUGAUUCCAGAUCAUUAAAAUCUUAAAUAUUAAGAAUUUAGAAUCCUGAAUUAUCUAUUAAUAAUUAAAAAAUAAAUAGUCGAAAUAAUACACCAAGAGAAAAUAAAAGUUAAAUAGAAUUAAUCUAAUAAUAAGCAUUAGUGGAGAAUGUUGAGAAAAUGAGGGAAAUAGAUAUAUCUAAAUAACUAUAAUAUGCAAUGGGUGCAAAUACAAAAGGUUUAUAUACAAACUUUGUUAAAAUUGAAAGAGAUAAUAAAAUGAAAGAGGAUCUUCAUUCAUUCUAUAAUUAAGCACCUUGGUAUUAAACAGAUAAUAAAAUAUCAAAAAAUAUUGAUAUUAUAAAAUUAUAAUAAAAUCAAAUUUAGAAAGUUUCAGGAGUUUAACAACAUUAAAAUAUUCAUUAGAUUUAAUAAUAAAAUGUAAAUAAUAUAAAUUAAAAAAAUGAAAUGGUUAAUAACAAUUAAUAAUAAAUUAUUGAUGAAUAAUAAUAAUAAUCAAGAAUCUAAUAAAAUCAAUAAAAUAUUUAAUAAGUAAAUAAAUUGUCACCAGUAUCACCAAGAAUAUUUUCAACUCAAAAAUUAAAUCCUCUUAUUUGUAAUGAUAAUUAGCAAAUAAUUAUGGAUUAUAAUUAUGAUAUUCCAAAGAGAGCAUUUAAUUAUUAAAAUUGA
Paramecium pentaurelia is the source of this 2100-nucleotide messenger RNA. Lineage: Eukaryota; Ciliophora; Oligohymenophorea; Peniculida; Parameciidae. The record is from the annotation of a GenBank genome assembly.